Nicotiana tabacum (common tobacco) is the source of this 762-nucleotide messenger RNA. NCBI's taxonomy places the organism in Eukaryota, Viridiplantae, Streptophyta, Magnoliopsida, Solanales, Solanaceae. The record is from RefSeq and is a predicted model, not a curated record.
AUGGUGGUGGCUCAUCAGCCUUCUCCGCCGUCUAGCCGCCAAGAAAAAGAAAAAUUACGUGACAUUGAGCUUCCUAUAAUAGACCUUUUGGGCGAGAGAUCAGAAGUGACAAAGCUCAUUGUCAAAGCCUCUAAAAACAUUGGUUUCUUCAAAGUCAUCAACCAUGGUGUCCCUAAACAUGUCAUUAAAGCAAUGGAAGAUGAAAGCUACCGAUUUUUCUCUAAACCGGCUUCCGAAAAACAACGUGUUGGACCGGCCAAUCCCUAUGGCUAUGGCUGCAAGAAUAUAGGGUUCAAUGGAGAUUAUAGAGAAGUUGAAUAUUUGCUUUUUCAUACCAACCCUUUGUCUAUCUCUCAAACAUCCAAAACUAUUUCCAAUAACCCAACCCUAUUUAGGUGUGCAGUGAAUGGUUACGUAGAAGCAGUUAGGGAGUCGGCAUGUGAGAUAUUGGAGCUGAUGGCAGAAGGAUUAAGGGUCCCAGACACCUCAGUGUUGAGCAAUUUCCUUAGGGACUAUGAUUGUGACGCUCUCCUCAGGCUCAAUCACUAUCCCCCUUUGCCCCCACUCCAACUUCUCAACACGUCUCCUAACCAACCACCAUCCAGUAUUGGUUUUGGAGAGCAUACUGACCCUCAUAUCUUGACCAUCUUGAGAUCCAACGACGUUGCUGGCCUUCAAAUCUCACCUCAAGACGGUUUGUGGGUCCCUGUCUCCCCUCACCCUUCUACUGCCUUCUGCGUCAAUGUGGGUGACGCCUUACAG